AUGGGAGAUAUCAGAAACAAAAAAGAAAGAACAGGGGUAGGGCGGUACAUCCUUGGCUGCACCAGGAAGAAGCAAUUUUAUGGUAAGGCCUUUGGCUCUGAUACCAUCAUUGCAAAUUGGAGGACAAUUUGGUUAAUUGAGUUCUUUACUUCUGGGAAGCGAUCUGCUGAAGCUUUCUUUGAUGAUUUCACUAAAGCAGGCAUGGGUGCUUUGGUUGAAUAUAAUGACAAGAUCUUUGAGUGUUUAGGGAAAAAUCAACAACAGAAUGCUAUUUUGGCUCUGCGCCAGGUGAAAACAUGGGCUAAGUUGCUUCCUGAGAUUGUGAGAUCCCUUUAUGAUCAAGAUGUUCUUGCUGAAGACACUAUCCUUCAUUGGUUCUGUAAAGGAAACAAUCCAAAGGGAAGGUCUUUUAAUGCAGGCUUGCAAAGAGAUAUCACCAUUUUCAUUAACCAAGUAAACUUCUAUCUACACACGAUUUCUUUUACUCAAAUUCUUACAGUUUCCUCUACAGUCAAUAUGUAG
Messenger RNA from Lactuca saligna, 522 nucleotides. Lineage: Eukaryota; Viridiplantae; Streptophyta; Magnoliopsida; Asterales; Asteraceae. The record is from the annotation of a GenBank genome assembly.